AUGACAUCGGAGGGAAAUACACUGCAGAAGCGAUCUGGCCGCAGAGUAACGCACUCGCGCGGCGGCUGUCUCACAUGCAAAAGUCGCAAACUACGCUGCCCUGAGAAUAAACCGAUUUGCGAUCGCUGCUACAAAGACAAUCGGGUUUGCAACUAUGGUAUCCAACUUCGAUGGGAAGACGACGCCCGCAAGCGAGGAAUCAAGCACGGCCGCACGACUCGGGCUGAUCGCGCCAGCCUGUCGACCUCAAAAUCCUCGGUCUGGAUAAGCUUGCCCAAAGGCCAGGGUGGACGACAUUUUCUCAACACAUUCACUUCCGAUGUCGAGGAUAUAGUCGUUCCGGUACUAGAGGGGCUCGAUUUUGACCAUGGGGACUCCCUUUGGAAGAUCGAUGAUGCGUUGUAUACUUCUCCCACCAUAGCACCGACCCUGUUUUUGUCCAAGCAUUCAAAUCUCAGAAUGGAUCCGGUUCUUUUUGAUUACUAUGACAAAUCCGUCUCCAACGCCAUCCCCCUGCUCGAUUCUUCCUCGAACUUCUUCCGUCAUAUGAUACUUCCUCUAGCUCUCUCGGAUGAAACAGUGAUGCACAUGGUGCUUGCUAUUGGUGCUCUUGCACUAGCUGCAAAGGGUCAACAGCAACUUUACCCUACGGCGCUGCGGCAUAAACAACGCAGCAUGCAACUUCUACGAAAGCAAAUAUCGACGGAUGCUUUCGCUUCUGCCACGGAUGCAAACGUGAUUGUCAUUCUGAUGCUCUGUAUAUUUGAGACGUCAGACAACUGUCAGAUCUCAUGGACAGCCCAUCUGAGUGCUGCCAUUGACCUUAUGCGCCUAGCGUCUUCUCGAUAUUCUGACCUACCAGGGAUCAGCCCACAGGUCGGCGAGUUCGUCUCCCGAUUCUUCCUCGUCAAGGAUGCUUUGGGCCGCACGGCAUGUGGCAAGGUUGCCAAGUUCAAGGACGAGUUGCCACCAGUAGAUACCAGCGAGAUUGACGUGUCGAUCGGGUGCUCAUACGGGUUGAUUGAUAUACUGUCGAGGAUAACCGAUUUGGCAAGGGAUCUGCGUUACUCUCUUACUACCAGAGCUGCAUCACACAUGCAAGUCUUGGAAAUUGAAGAUCAACUUUCCUCACUUACCCAAAAUCUCCCGCAACACAUACUACAGUCCCCAUCUUCUUCGCUUUCUACUGCAGACCUCAACCAAGUGACAAUCCUGCAUCACAGCUCCCUUCUAAUGCACACCGCUGCGACACUCUACCUCCAAGCCACCCUCCACUCAAUCAAUCCAUACUCCACGACAGCACAAUCCCUCAUCGCGCAAAUAAAAGCACAUACCCGACCGCUCUCUCCAACCCAUCUGCGCUCCGCACAUCUCUGGCCACUCUUCGUCGGCGCCGUCUUCUCAACUGGUGCUGACGAAGAGCGAGUCUGGUUUUUGAACCAGUUUGAUAUACUAGAGAAAGGAGAACGGGCACUGGUUGCGAGAGGAGCGGUUGGCCGCGUCAAAAUGAUUGUGGAGCGCGUGUGGAAGAGGAGAGAUCUCGAUGGUAGUGGUGGUGGUCAUCGUGAGAACGAGGAGAAUGGUGCGAUGGAUUGGGAACGAUAUGUGCAGCCGUUGAGUGACGGGUUGUGUUUGGGUUGA
This is a messenger RNA of Talaromyces rugulosus, 1641 nucleotides long. RefSeq lists its product as uncharacterized. The record is from RefSeq and is a predicted model, not a curated record. Gene Ontology annotation, molecular function: DNA-binding transcription factor activity, RNA polymerase II-specific; transcription cis-regulatory region binding; zinc ion binding. Gene Ontology annotation, biological process: positive regulation of transcription by RNA polymerase II. Lineage: Eukaryota; Fungi; Ascomycota; Eurotiomycetes; Eurotiales; Trichocomaceae. Gene Ontology annotation, cellular component: nucleus. The transcript is spliced from 6 exons. The coding region runs from base 1 to 1641 and encodes 546 amino acids.